This is a messenger RNA of Meleagris gallopavo (turkey), 1905 nucleotides long. Lineage: Eukaryota; Metazoa; Chordata; Aves; Galliformes; Phasianidae. The record is from RefSeq and is a predicted model, not a curated record.
CUCUGUUGUGUUCCUGCUGUUACAAGGAAGAGCACUUUCACUGAAAAGCCUGACUGGCGUUUGUGGAUAAAUCUCAUGUAAAUCUCACUCCAUCCUUCCUUGCUGCGCUAAUUGGAUUGCAAGGGACUCCAUUCCCCCAUGCCUUUGGUUGGAGUCAGGCAGGGCAGAGGAGGGCAGGGCAGCACCGCGAGAUUUGAGGCGUGGCAGAGCCCUGUGGAUAGGGGAAUGGGAGGGAAACCCCAUGUCAGCUGUGGGGCUGUCAGCAGGUGGUGGUGAGUAGAGCAGCUCUACCCAGAGCUAUUUGCUUUGGGCAUUUUGAUGCUUGCAGGAGCAGCUUUUUCCUGGGCCUGAAAUCUGUGCGUGGCUACCCUUCUGUCCAGACCGCAAUCCUUAUGCUUGCAGUGGCACACAAGCUUGGGGCAGCCCCACACAGCCCCGUGCCACAUCUGGCCCUGGGCUGUAGCCAGCAAAACCUACAGGAGAAGUUGCAAAACCCACCAGCAGCCGUGUCACCUUCCCCAGCACACUCUGUGCCCAGCUGUGCCACCUCUGCCUCCUGGUUAACAGGCUGUCUGCUCUCUCCCAGAGCUCCUUGGAUCAGCAAAGAGAGUCAACGUCAAUUUCCAGGACACCGAUGGGUUCUCUGCCCUGCACCAUGCAGCUCUCAAUGGGAACACAGAGCUCAUCUCGCUGCUGCUGGAGGCACAGGCUGCAGUGGACAUCAAGGAUAACAAAGGCAUGCGGCCCUUGCACUAUGCGGCCUGGCAAGGCAAGAAGGAGCCCAUGAAGAUGGUGCUGAAGGCAGGCUCCUCUGUGAACAUCCCAUCAGAUGAGGGACAGAUCCCCCUGCACCUGGCGGCACAGCACGGGCACUACGACGUGUCUGAAAUGCUCCUGCAGCACCAGUCCAACCCCUGCAUCAUGGACAAUUCAGGCAAGACGCCCCUGGACUUGGCAUGCGAGUUUGGCCGGGUUGGGGUGGUCCAACUGCUCCUGAACAGCAACAUGUGUGCGGCGCUGCUGGAGCCUAAGCCAGGGGACACCACCGACCCCAAUGGCACCAGCCCUCUGCACCUUGCAGCCAAGAAUGGACACAUCGACAUCAUCCGGCUCCUGCUGCAAGCUGGCAUUGACAUCAACCGGCAGACCAAGGCGGGCACAGCACUGCACGAGGCAGCCCUGUGUGGCAAGACGGACGUGGUGCGGCUCCUGCUGGAUAGUGGAAUUAAUGCCCACGUUCGGAACACGUACAACCAGACGGCUCUGGACAUUGUCAACCAGUUCACCACCAGCCAGGCCAGCAAGGAGAUCAAGCAGAUGCUGCGGGAUGCCUCAGCUGCACUUCAGGUGCGGGCUGUCAAGGACUAUUGCAACAACUACGACCUGACCAGCCUCAAUGUGAAAGCUGGAGACGUCAUCACUGUGCUGGAGCAGCAUGCAGACGGGCGCUGGAAGGGCUGCAUCCAUGACAAUCGGACCGGCAACGACCGCGUGGGCUACUUCCCCUCCAGCCUCGUGGAAGCCAUAAGCAAGCGAACAGGGUCCCGCGGGGCUGACAUGAGCCCAUCCCACCUUUCACCAUCGCAGGGUGGAUCGGCUGCACCUGCACCCAUCGAGGAGAUCUGGGUGCUGCGGAAACCUUUCACAGGUGGCGACCGCAGCAGCCUGGGUAGCACGGGCAGCGUGGCCUCAGCCCGCAGCUCCGGGAGUGGGCAGAGCACGGGCAGCGGGGCGCACGCCCUGCAUGCUGGCUCCGAGGGCGUCAAGCUGCUGGCAACGGUCCUUUCCCAGAAGGCUUCUGCGCAAGAUGCUGCCGUGGGCGAUGGGCCGGCCAAGGCGCAGGACAUCCCCGCAGGUGCGUGCCGCCGGCCCGGCUCCACUGCGUCCACGGCAGUGGAAAAUUAG